Molecule: messenger RNA, 2124 nt
Organism: Rhodamnia argentea
Lineage: Eukaryota; Viridiplantae; Streptophyta; Magnoliopsida; Myrtales; Myrtaceae
Product: SWI/SNF complex subunit SWI3A
Exons: 8
Coding region: 109-1881 (590 amino acids)
Molecular function (GO): protein binding
Source: RefSeq, a predicted model, not a curated record
ACUUUGGUUUGCCUGAUUGUGCAACGGUGGGGUGCGGAGUGCAAGCGCGCGUGCCGUCGUCCCCUUCGCAACUCGCGGAGCCAGGCCCCGCCUCCUGGAGAUUCCCGAAUGGCGACCACCACACGGCCCGACACGAGAGGCGAAGACCUCGACGAGCUCGACCUCUACACCAUUCCCAUCCACUCCAGCUGGUUCUCCUGGGACGACAUCCACGACACGGAGAGGGUCGCCCUCCGGGAGUUCUUCGACGGGAGCUCCAUCUCGAGGACCCCCAAGAUAUACAAGGACUACAGGGACUUCAUCAUCAACCGGUACAGGGAGGACGCUUCGAGGCGGCUCACCUUCACUGAGGUCCGGAAGGCCCUCGUCGGCGACGUCAGCCUGCUCCACAAGGUCUUUCUCUUCCUCGAGAAGUGGGGGCUCAUCAAUUUCGCUGCGCCCCCGGGCCGCGGGGCUGGAGGAGUCGGUGAGGGGGAUGACGACGACGGUGGUGGUGCAAGGCGCAGCAGAGUGGCGGUCGAGGAUGGGGCGCCAGUCGGGGUCCGGGUCGUGGCGGUACCGAAUUCAGGGAGGCCAAUGACUUUACCUACUCCGGCUGUUGGCAAGCAUGAUGGCAGGAAGGGGUCGACCGCAGGUCAGUUUAGGUUGCCUUCUCUGGCUUCGUAUUCCGACGUUUUUGCCGGAUUGAUGAAGCAGAAGGGGUUGGUUUGUGGAAGUUGUCGCGGAACUUGUGAUGAGUCUGGAUGCUAUGAAUAUACAAAGUCGUUUCCUUUUCUCUCUGAGCUUUGGUCCUUACAGCAACAACAGGCACAGGGUGAGUUUAACAUUUGUGCAAACUGCUACAACAAUGGAAAUUGUGGAGAGAACAAGUCAUUAGAUGAUUUUGAGUUCAAGGAAGGCAAGGGGAACUCCGCAAGUCAUGCAGCUACCUGGACCGAAGCAGAAACUCAACUCCUUCUGGAAUCCAUUUUAAAGCAUGGGGAUGACUGGGAUUUAGUGGCGCAAGAUGUGAAGACAAAGACUAAGCUUGAUUGCAUUUUGAAGCUCAUAGAGUUACCUUUUGGGGAGUUCAUGUUAGGAUAUACCAACAGGAAUGGUAGAGAUUGUAAUGUUGACGGAAAUGCUAACAAUGUAUCUCAAGUUCAGUCAGCUACUUCUGAAUUACCACCUGAAACCAAAACUAUGGAACAAGCUAAUGACCAAACAGAAGAGAUUGAGCCGAACCAGAUUAACGAUGUUCUCAAUGAGGGUCCUCCUCUUAAAAAGAAGCGUGUUGCUUCCCUCUCCGAUGGUGGUAGUUCUCUCAUGAAACAGGUGUCUCUGAUGUCGGCUCUGGUUAGCCCAAAUAUCGCUUCUGCUGCUACUGAAUCUGCUGUUUCAGCAAUUUGCAAUGAAACGUUUUGUCCAAGGGAGAUUUUUUAUGGUUCCAACAGUCAUGUAAGCAAUGGUUCAUCUGUUCCUGCGAUGAACCACCUAGGAAGGGACAUUGAAAAUGGAGAAACCGAGAUGAAGGAUGAGGUCCCCCCAUCUGAUGCCCAGGGGCCACUCCCAACCGAAGGUCACAUGCCUUUGCAAGUAAGAGCUGCAACUGCGACAGCUCUUGGAGUAGCUGCUGCUCGUGCCAAAUUGUUGGCAGACCAGGAAGAUAGAGAAAUUGAACAUUUAGUUGCCUCAAUGAUUGAAACACAGAUGAAGAAAGUGCAUGACAAGAUCAAGUAUUUCGAACAUCUUGAACAUAUAAUGGAGAAAGAGUACGCCGAAAUGGAUGACCUUAAAGGGCUGGUCGUGUCGGAGCGGAUUAACAUUCUACAGAAGGCAUUGAGUGCCGGCAUAUCUAGGUGGAGAGAUCAGUUCUCCUUGAAACCACUGACUGGUAGCUGAUGGCUUUGCCGUGAGCAAUUUAAGCUGUGAUGGAAAUGCGUGGGCAGGCAAUUAUGAAACUUUUGUGUUCCAAAAUGAAUGGCAUUUCCUUUUUUAUAUGUACAUGGCCGUGGUUUUAAUCAUUGGAGGAGCGAUGCGCGUUGGUCAUCUUUCGAGUCAUUCUGUCUCGUGGCACUUUUAUACCUUUAUUCAAUUUAAUAUGUCCUGAUGCUAAAGUUUUGGAUGUUGAUCUUCUUUCAGCUG